GCAGGUGUCAAGUGGGGAAUCUAGUGCAGGGAAAGCGGUGUUUCUAUGGUGUUCCACCGGCAUUUACGUCCUUCCCAUCAUAUUAUUUGAGUACACAACAAAACUGUGUAAUGAACACGGUUGGUUUGGCUAUCUUAGUAAGAAUGGGCAACUGCCUUUGCGCCAAAGAAACUAUCAAAAUUAAUGGCCGCAGAUAUUAUGUCAGAGAACGUCUAGGAGAAGGAGGGUUCAGCACAGUAGAUCUAAUUGAAGAUGCAGCAUCACAUAAACUUUAUGCACUUAAACGUAUUACAUGUCACUCUCAGGAGGAUCAAAAGGUUGCACUAACAGAAGUGGAGUAUCAUAGGUCACUAAGUCAUUCCAACAUUGUAGAAUGCAUAGACUCAGACCUUGUAGGAGUUCCAGAUCUCAUGGGAAAUCGCACCUCACAGGUCCUUAUUGUAUUGCCAUAUUGUCAGAGAGGGACAUUACAUGAUGAACUGAUGCGCAGACAGAAAACAGGAACCCAUCUAGAUGAGGUGGUGGUGUUGACUCUGUUCCGAGGGAUAUGCGAGGCUGUGCAGUGCAUGCAUAGUGCCAAGCCACAUCCACUGGCACAUCGUGACAUCAAAACAGCUAAUGUUCUCAUAAAGGAUGAUUUGACGCCUCUCCUCAUGGAUCUAGGGUCUGUGGCUCGUGCAAGAGUUGAGAUAAAUGGAAGCUCAGAAGCCCGGAAAUUGCAGGAUGAAGCUGCAGAGAGAAGCUCUAUGCCUUAUAGGGCUCCAGAACUCUUCAAUGUAGAAUCAUUUUGUCACAUUGAUGAGCGAACAGAUGUCUGGUCGCUGGGUUGUUUGCUGUAUGCACUCUGCUUCUACAGAUCUCCAUUUGAAGCUGUCUAUGAAAGAGGGGACAGUGUAGCCUUAGCAGUAGCGAGUGGAAUUACCAAAUAUCCUGAAAAUCAUUCAUACUCUGAAGACCUCAUUGAACUCAUCAAGAGCAUAGUAAAAGUGGAUCCAAAUGAACGGCCAUAUCUAGACUCUAUUAUUGGCCAACUGGAUCAGCUUCUCAACAAGUCUUCAGGGGCAGUUUAGUCGGCAGGUGGUCCUCUUGAAAUAACAUCAAAUGGAGAUGCAGAGUUAUACAGUACAGAUGUCAGAUUUGCGGAAUUUAAUCAUUUUGAGCUUUGUUAUCUAUAGCAACUUGUUUAUGCAAUUAAUGGAUAGUGAAUCAUAAUCGUGUAUUAGUUAUAGUCUACUGCAUAUUCUUUGUUUUAUGAUUGUGUUUUUGAAUAACCUAGGCUGACUAUCAAAUUCUUAAAUGACAAGUCAGCUGCAGAAGUUUUAUAAAAGAACUUUAUUAUGUGUAAAGUGAGUUGUUAUGUAUAAAGUAAAAAGGCGGUUGCGUAUCAUGCUAUUUAAGAAAAUCAAGUUAUCAACAUAUAUUUUUAAUGAAUUGUGUCUUCUGCUAUGCAUUCCAAAUGUAAGAGUAAACCUACUUUUAAGAAAAUAAGGUAAAGCAUUUGUAAAUGAAAUGAUGAGUGCAAUGUAAUAGAUUUCUUGAAAAGUGUAGAUCAAAGCCUAAAGGAUUCUGUUUUUGUAUAAUGAGGGGCUUUUGUGCUUAAAUAUUUUUAUAUGCAUUGAAGUGUGAAGCAGUUGUCAUGUUUGAUCUUUGUAAUUGUCUUGUCCAAGGUUGUUUAAGUUUUCAGCAUGUAUUAGACAAUAGUAAAAUGUCUCAGGUACUUACGAAAUAAUUUUUUUCAGUCAUAUUUGUAUUUAUGUUAAAAGGGAGAAUUAGGAAUAUUAAUUCCAACUACAUCUAUGUAUUUAUUCCAAAAAUGAUAUUGUUAUCUUUAUUGCUUGUAAUGCAUUUGCUUUAUUUAAGUGUUGAUAUGUUGUCAAAAAUUAUUUUAUAUGGAUAUGAAAUUAAUGUACUGAGAGUUACUUAUUAGGUUUCAAAUUUUCUUAAGAGUGUAAUGCCUUUAUGAAUAUUUGGAUUUUCUGUUAAUUUCUUUGGUAAAAAGGCUGCAAUUAUUUGUAUAUAAAAGGAUGUGUUUAUUUUAACAUUAGAUACAUUUAAUUAUUGUCUAAAAUAUAUAAUAGUCAAUGGAAAUGGCAAAAGAGUAAAAGGGAUGAAAAAAAUGCUAUGCAGUUGUAACUUACAUCAGAUAUAAGUAAAAAACAGGCCAUAGAAUUGUUGUAGAACCAAAUUUCAUUAUUUAAAGAUGAUAAUAAUCACACUGGAAAGUAAAGUUGUCGUAAGUGAAUUUAAAACACUAACAUGCAUAACCAGUAUCAUUUAGGCCACAUGGAAUAUUUAAUAACUAUAUUGCAGUUAUUCAGCAAGUUCUGAUAUAUGACUGAGAUUUCCUUUAGUUCAUUCCAUUUAAGUACAGCCCAUAUUUCAGUAAUUUUUCAAUAUAUUUGUGAAUGUCUCACCAUAAGUUGAUUUAGUUGUCUUUUUUUGUAACUGAGUAUUAGUCUGACUGUGAAAAUCAAAUUUUGGUGUCUUAGCUUUUUCAGUCAAUCGUAUAAUGAAGUCAAAUAUGUGUAAGCUAAAUGAAUUUAAGCAAUCAAUAAAUUCUAAGCCUUGUAUGAUGAGUACAGUUCUGCAAUCAUUAACAAGAAAUAAAUUGAGUACUCUGUAUGCAAUCUAUAUAUUUUGUACUAAUCAUGGUAAAUGUUAAUACACAGAAAAAUAGUUUGACAUUUUAACUUACUGUCAGUGGAUGACAUCUGUACUUGCCAUGGGCCAUGGUGAGGAUGGCCUGAAUUCAAGAUAGCACCCAUACAUGCCAUGUCAGUCGAGGUUGUUGUGUACUGCUUGCUUUAUAGGCAUGGAGCUUUAUGGCUUCAGUGGCAAAAGUUCUUGAGCUAUAACCAAAAGUAUAAGAUUUUAAUGUUUUUUAUUAAAAAAACAAUGCUUCUACAUUAUUAUUAUCUUGGGUAGAGGAUUUUGAUUUUCAUCUUAUGACACAUGCUAGUGCGUUCAGAUUAUUUCCUGGCUCCACUGGGGUUAAAUUUUUUUGUCUAUUACUGAUCUACAAACAUCAUUAUGAUCCUUGAAAGUACUUUAUUCAUAUAUGAUUUUUUUUACUGAAAAAUUUCUGCAGUGUCAACAUCUAAGGUCAUUAGCGGCAUAUUCAAAAUAUAGUGAUAGGGAGAGGCUUGUGGGAGAAGCCCCGAGGAAAGGAAAGGUCAUACAGCACUAUUUUAAGUAUUGAGGCAAAAAGGUUAAAAAUGAGUUAAUGAUUAGGAGAAAUUGUGUUAAAUGUCAAAGGUUGUAGAGCACUGCAGGGUAUUAUGGUAGUGAAAAGGGCAAAGAGGAAAUAGCAGAUGGAGUACAAAGGGCGUUCGGGACUGUCACAAAGUUAGAGUUUCAACCUAUCAGCAUGGCUCUCACACUUUUGGAUGUGGACAGAAGUGGAUGAAGAAAAUAAAAAGAGAAGGAGGAGAAGAAAAGACGAUGCAAGAUUAGUUGAGGUGAAGGCUGAGGUCCAGGGAAGGGGAAAUUGCCUACAUUGGGCUUCAGUCUCCGUCUCUUUAUUUAUAGCAGCACUUUCCUCUGUCUGCAGUUGGGAUUUAUUUAUUCUUUUGUAACUGAUGCUAUCAUUAUUGUUUUUCUUGUUAGUAACAUUGAAUAGAAACUAUUGCCAUUAUUGUUAUUGCUGUUAUUCUUUUUACUGCAAUUAUUGUCAUUUAAUAAUAAUAAUGUAAUGAUAAAAAGUUAAUAUCAAACUAUAAGUUUAGGCUGAAUUGCUGUAUAUGAAUUUCAUUUACGAUAAUGAAUAUGUAUAUAUAUUUAUUUAUUUAUUAGUUUAUUUAUUUAUUUAUAUCAUAUUUAUAUUAUUUAUUGAUUUUCUAACAAGUUAAAGAGUGAGUGUUAAUGUUAUAUAUACUUUCAUGUGUAUUUCUAGAAAAAAGACUACCAUGACUUAUAAAGUGAAUGAAAUUGUGGGGAACAGUGAAUCAGUAAAAAAAAAAUAUAAGUAACCAUUUCUCUUCAAAGGAUGAAUAACUUCUUAAAGGCAAGAUUACUACUUGUCAGUCAGAGUGCCGUUUUCCAAUAAUUUAGGGUGGGCAGGAAGAAUUCAUCCUCUCCAAGAUGCUCUGUCUUCUGUAAUGCGUACUUAUUUUUCUACACAUUGGUUGUAAGUCUUUUUCACCAGAUACGGUAAACAAUAUACCCAAGCCUUCUUUUUCUGAUCUUAUCUGUUAGACGUGUGAAUAUAUCUUAUUUGAAAGAAAAUCUGUUUUAGUGCCAUUAUCCGUGGCAGUAAAACAGCCUGUUGUCUUUCACUCACUGAUUGAUAAAUAAUUAUGAUAGUUUAUAAUAAUAUAUGCUGAUCAGCUAGAUUACUGUUUAUAUCCUACAGGAUGCACACUAAAAC
This is a messenger RNA of Penaeus vannamei (Pacific white shrimp), 4366 nucleotides long. Its product is annotated as serine/threonine-protein kinase 16. The record is from RefSeq and is a predicted model, not a curated record. Gene Ontology annotation, cellular component: Golgi apparatus; cytoplasm. Lineage: Eukaryota; Metazoa; Arthropoda; Malacostraca; Decapoda; Penaeidae. Gene Ontology annotation, molecular function: protein serine/threonine kinase activity; ATP binding. Gene Ontology annotation, biological process: protein phosphorylation.